This is a messenger RNA of Phragmites australis (common reed), 1507 nucleotides long. RefSeq names its product transcription repressor OFP8-like. Gene Ontology annotation, biological process: negative regulation of DNA-templated transcription. The record is from RefSeq and is a predicted model, not a curated record. The transcript has a single exon. NCBI's taxonomy places the organism in Eukaryota, Viridiplantae, Streptophyta, Magnoliopsida, Poales, Poaceae. The coding region runs from base 149 to 1228 and encodes 359 amino acids.
GAUUCUUCUUCUAACUCACUUCGCACUCACUUAUAAGGCAGGGAAGCAAGCCGCGAGGUGUGAGAUACACCAAAGACAAGACACGCGUCUCCAAUUCAUCUCCACCCAUUCCAUUUCCGCUCCCUGAAGCCAUAGGACGUGCACUACAAUGCAUACAACCACCGUGGACAAAAGCCCCCACCGCCGGGGCAGCGCCGGCGCCGGCAGCGGGCUGAAGCAGCGGCUCGCGCAGAUCCUCCUGCGCUCUUCCUGCACCACCAACACCAGCACCUCGACCACGGCCUUCGUCAGCCUCGCCAAGACCAACGCUGACUCCCACCAGGACGCGCCACCCUCCCCAUACUUCUGCACCCCGUGCACCUACGAGUGGCCCAAGGUCGACGGCGGCAGCCGCCCGCGCCGCCACCGCAGCCGCAGCGCGUCUCUCGUCCACAUCUCCGUCGAUUGCACCGGCGGGGCCGCGGCCGCCUCCGACCGCCGCUCCGUCCACUCCGACGCGCCCCUUCUGCAGCAUCCAUCGCUGCCGGUAAGGGACGUCAUCAAGAAACAGAGCAAGGGCAGGAGCCAGACGGCGCGAUCUCCUUCGGCAUCGAGGCGGCAUUGCCCGCCCUCCUCUGCCUCCUGGGGCCGCGCGCGGCGGCCCAGGAGCAUGCCCGCGCCGUACAGCUGGUCGUCGUCCUCUACCGCGACGGACGACGAGCUCGCGCCGUUCAGCAGUGACGAGGAGGGCGGCGAGGAGGCGGAGACGAGGACGCUCUUCUCGUCCCUCAGCUUCUCGUCCGACUCCACCUCCGACUUCUACCACACCAACGGCGGAAACAACGCAAGGAACAGCCGCAGGAACACGACUCGCCGCGCGACACGGCGAGCAUUGCCAAGAACCAGCGACCCAGCAGCCCCAGUCGACGCCUUCCGGCCGCUGGUAUCCGUCGAAACGAAGAAGCAAAGCGGGUGCAACGACAAGGAGAAGGCAGAGAAGGUGGUCAGGACGAAGUUGGGUGCGGCGGAGGAGACCAGCGCGGGCAUGGCGGUGGUGAAGCGGUCGAGCAACCCGUACGCGGACUUCCGGAGCUCGAUGGUGGAGAUGGUCGUGGAGCGGCGCAUCGGCAGCGUGGGGCAGAUGGAGGAGCUCCUCGGGACGUACCUGUCGCUUAACUCGCCGCGCCACCACCCGGCCAUCCUCGCCGCCUUCGAGGACGUCUGGGAGGCUGUCUUCGGCGAGGAGUGAGAGCGGCCCGAGUGAUCGUUCAGAGGCAUGUUUGGCAUGGCCAAGCUACAUAACACAGAUGAUCGUUGUACGGUCAGUGGAGCAGAGGUGUGUAGGUGCUGGGAAUGGAUCGAUCGACGUGGUACUUUGCAGUUUCGUCGUAGUCGGUAUGUUCAUGCCAAUGCAGAAAUUGGCAUGAUCGUGCCAUGAAAAUGUUAAUAAUGUGCUCAUGUAAAGAAUUAGCCAGAUGAUAAUUGAGCGCUAUGAAUUCCUUGGGUUGGUUUCAUUUCGGCUCAGCGU